Molecule: messenger RNA, 312 nt
Organism: Symbiodinium natans
Lineage: Eukaryota; Dinophyceae; Suessiales; Symbiodiniaceae
Source: the annotation of a GenBank genome assembly
AUGGCAAAUGCCGCCAGAAACACCUGGCCAUGGUCCAUGACGAGGCUGGUGCUUCGAAGAGUGAGCGUGGAGAGCGCCGUCGAUUCUGCCUGGAGGUUUGCAAGAGCUGAAGAGCAGGCCGGCAUCGUCGUGAGUGAGCGUGAAGAACAUUCAAUGAUCCCUUGCAUGUGCCAGUCAUGUGAGCGUAGAGAUUUGAAGAGCUAUGUGGCAUUGUCGAGAGUCAAGAGUGAGCGUGAAGAAUUUGUGGUGAUCGUUGACGGUGUGAAGAGCAGGUUUGAAGAGCACGCCAGUUUCCACGUACCCAGGUGGUGA